AUGGAAGAUAGAGAGGGCAACAAUCAUGGAGGUAGCUCCGAUUCUGAACAGGAGGAAGUUGUAGCCGAGCCCACCUCGAUUGGAACGCUGAAGAAGGAGAAAGAGGUGAGGGCGGGGGGCCACGAUGAUGGGAGCUCCAGCGAAUCCGAGGUGGAGGAAAGGCGUUCGGUCGUUUCCAAGAGCGAGUUCUCCCUCGACGACUCCUGGUGGAUCGACUAUGAUGAGCUCGAGCUGGAGGAUAAGGUGAGCGAGAGCGCAACGGCAACUGUGUACCAUGGCGAAUACCGUGGACAGGAGGUGGCCGUCAAAAUCUUCAACCCAGAGAUGAUCAACAGAGAAAAGCUCGUCAAGGAGUUCCAAAUGAUCAGCUCCAUUCGGUCGCCUCACGUCGUCGUCUUCUAUGGCUUGUGCUUGGAGCCUCACAUCGCGGUCGUCAUGGAGAAGUGCGGCUAUGGCUCUCUUGACGAGGUUCUGGCCAAUCACACGGACCGGCAGUUCGACUGGAAUCGGUUCUUCUCUCUGGCGGAGGGCCUCAUCGGAGGUCUCAACACCUUCCACAACAACAAGCCCCAGAUCCUUCAUCGCGAGAUCAGACCUCAGAACCUGCUCAUCAACAGCGAUUGGAAACUGAAGUACGCCGAUUUCGGUCGCGCCCGUUACAACGAGCGGGGCGAUGAGGCGCUUAAGACGCAGACGCUUGAUUCUGGCAUCGAGAACGUGGCCUACACUGCCCCGGAGGUCUACAUGGAGGGUUCCUACUCUACCAAGUCCGACAUCUACUCCGUCGGCUUUGUGAUCUGGGAGCUGGCCCUGCGCAUCGUCAAGGGUGACCACGAGCCCCCCUACCAAGACCUGGUCAAGCAGGGACUCAACUCCUUCCAGAUCCUCCGUAAGACCUGCAUGACCGGACUCAGGCCUGACAUUCCCGACAAAAUGCCCGCGGCGAUCAAGGAGCUCAUCACCACUUGCUGGAGCGACAACCCCGACCAGCGACUCUCUGCCAAGGACCUGUGGAAAAAGGUGGUCGAUCUGCGCAAGGACUUCAGGAAGGCGCCGAACAACUGGUUUGUGGCCAAGGCCGACCAGGAGGAAGAGGAUGACGAGGACGAGAACUCCAGCGAACUCGUGAGUCCGCGUGGCUCGAUGGGUGGGCAUCGCAACCUGGCCCGAUCGGGCGACAGCGACGAGAGCCCCAUUGUACUCGACGUGUCUUCUCCUAGGCGUACACCCCGAGGAGGCUACGGCUCGCUGAAGAAGGGACAGUGGCAGGCCAGCGAGAAGGAAACCGAGGCCAAGUUCCUCUCCGAGGUGGAGAAGCGUGUCGAAGAGCGGCUCAAGCAGCAGGAGGAGGCCAUGCGAAGCGAACUCAUGCAACAGUUCAAGCGCACCAGCGUGAUGACCGACAAGGAGAAGGUCCUCGCAGAGAUCGAUCCCAAGCAGGUCGUCAAGCAUUUCUCUGUGGGCAAGGGAGCAUUCGGUGAGGUGUUCAAGGGCCUGUUGCACGGCAAGGAAGUGGCUAUCAAGCAGCUGUACGUCAAGGACAAGCUCAACGACGAGCUGCUCAACGAGUUCAGGACGGAAGUCCAGAUCAUGAUUACGCUUCGACACCCGAACAUUUGCUUGAUGAUGGGCGCCUGCACGCAGCCUGAGAACUUGAUGAUCAUCAUGGAGUACAUGCACAACGGUUCCGUCGACGGCCUCAUUCAUGGCAAGAAGAAGAACUUCCUCUCGCUCGAGCAGCGUGUCCACAUGGCCAGGGAUUGCGCCCUCGGCAUGAACUGGCUGCACCAGAUGAACCCGCCGUUCCUCCAUCUCGAUCUCAAGCCGGCCAACUUGCUCGUCGACAAGAACUGGAACGUCAAGGUCGCCGAUUUCGGUCUGUCCAAGAUCCAGUCGGGCAAGGAUGACGACGGCAUGGCCGGCGGUUCUCCCUUCUACAUGGCACCAGAAGUGUUGUUGGGCCGUGGAUGCGAUGCGAAGGCGGACGUGUACAGUUUUGGUAUCUUGUUGUGGGAAAUGUACACCCGAGAGAAGCCGUGGCACGACAUGUUCGAGGACGAGGACGAACUUAUUGCCGCCGUGUGCGAUGAAGAGGAGAGGCCAAAGAUCCCUGCCGACUGCCCUCCGGCCUUGCGCGAUCUGAUUGAGUCCUGCUGGCAUCCCGACCCGGAAAAGAGGCCCACCUUCCAGGCCAUGCUCGAGAAGAUGAUGUUCGAAAAGGUCCUCAUCGAGCACACUCUCCACGAAGCCACCGGCCGUGACUUCUGGAUCAAAUAUUUCCUCACACAGACCAAGGUCGAAUGGAUCGAGUUCUGGACUUGUAUGAUAUCUUACCUCAAGGUGCCUCACCACCAAAUCCUCCCCGAUUUGGACCCCAAGCUGGCGGCCUUCAAGAAGCUGCUGAGCGAUGAGUACUCCGAGGAUGAGGCCAAGGAGAGGCUCGUCAACCCCAUCGUCACCAGGGAGAACUUCGCCAAGUUCCUGCGCUACUUCGGCCCCUUCAACUACGCCAUGCUGGAGCGGUUCCACGACCUGACCACCAAGCCCUGGUGGCACGGCGAUAUCUCCAAGAAGAAGGCCGAGUCCUACCUGGCCAAGGCCAAGAAGACCGGUCGGUGGCUGGUGCGCUACUCGACCUUCCCCGGCGACUUCAUCGUCUCCGUGGUCACGAUCAAGAAGAAGCAGAUCACCUUCCAGCACUUCAUCAUCUCCAACAUCGAAGCGCCCGACGGCAAGCUGGUGUUGUUGCUGCCGCCGAAGGACUACAAGAAGGAGCUCAACCUGUCGCUGCCGGAGGAUAGGAAGGAGCUGCUGGCGCUGGGCACGCUGCCCACGUUUGGGUCCAUCGCCGAGGCCAUCAAGGCCAAGCGCAAGGAGCUGGGGAUCAAGAACACCACCAAGUUCGUCGAGCGGACGAAGACCAACGCGCCCGUCGUCAUGCCCGCCCUCACCAAGGUCAAGCUCAACGGCAAGGGCAGCGGCGUCUUCCAGCGGGGCGGCAAGAAGUAG
Acanthamoeba castellanii str. Neff is the source of this 3009-nucleotide messenger RNA. Its product is annotated as Dual specificity protein kinase. Gene Ontology annotation, biological process: protein phosphorylation. Gene Ontology annotation, molecular function: ATP binding; protein kinase activity. NCBI's taxonomy places the organism in Eukaryota, Discosea, Longamoebia, Acanthamoebidae. Bases 1 to 3009 code for a protein of 1002 amino acids. The record is from RefSeq and is a predicted model, not a curated record. The transcript has 18 exons.